UUUCUUCCCCUCCCUUUCGCUGCUCGGAAAGGAGAGAAGGGGAGAGAGGGAGAGAGAGAGAGAGAGAGAGAGGACUUGGCUCGGAGAUGCAGUCCGCUGCCGCCGCUGCCUAAGCCAGCAAUGCAAGAUUAGAUCUUUAAAUGCAGCAAACACUGGCAGACCAUCCUGCACAACCAGCAGACAUUUCUCCGUGCGCCGGGGAAGCGAAGCCUCAGAUAUGCAUACGCAUCCGUGACUCUUUCUUCGUCCCCGCUCGUUCCCGUCAAUUUCGUCGCCGAAUAAGAGUAACUAAGGAUUCCACUUUCUGAUCUGCCUGGAGACACACCUCCCAAAGCCCUCCCCCACCCGAUCUGAAGAGUAUUCCUGUAGCCUGCCGGAGGGAGUGGAUUUUACUGCGCCUGGCGGGAGCGAGGAAAACCCACGAAUUCUUCAGCUCAUUAUCAUCUCUCCCAGACUCGAUUUCCUUCCUAUCGCCGGCGUCAUCACGCAAGUUUGAGCCUCCCGAAGUCCAGGCGGGAGAGACAAAGCCCUGGGCUCGCCCUCAGCCGCAGGGAGUCGCCGCCUGGCUCCGAGCUGCUGCAGCUCCGCUGCUUCCCCCCCCUCCCCCCCCCCUCCCCCCGGUGCGAAUGCUGUAGAUCAACAGGUUCGGGCAACUUGAGCGGAAUAAGGAGAGACUGCCGGGUGCCGCAGCCCGGGUGCGGAGAGGAGGAAGGACUCGACAGACUUGUGGCUCGCUCCGAGCUCUCACGCUCCGCCCGGGUUCCAGCCUGGCGCGCACCCACCGGCCAGCACCUCUAGUCCGGCUGCUCCUGUUCUCACUCCACCGGUCUGGGAUGUACCUUUCCAUCUGUUGCUGCUUUCUUCUGUGGGCCCCUGCCCUGACACUCAAAAACCUCAACUACUCGGUGCCAGAGGAACAGGGGGCCGGCACGGUGAUCGGCAACAUCGGUAAGGAUGCCCGAUUGCAGCCCGGGCUUCCGCCGGCGGAGCGCGGCGGCGGCGGCGGCGGCGGCGGGAGAGGCAAGUCCGGCAGCUACCGAGUGCUGGAGAACUCCGCCCCGCACCUGCUGGACGUGGACGCGGACAGCGGGCUGCUCUACACCAAGCAGCGCAUCGACCGCGAGUCCCUGUGCCGCCACAACGCCAAGUGCCAGCUGUCGCUGGAGGUGUUCGCGAACGACAAGGAGAUCUGCAUGAUCAAGGUGGAGGUCCAGGACAUCAACGACAACGCCCCCUCCUUCCCCUCGGAUCAGAUCGAGAUGGACAUCUCCGAGAACGCGGCUCCGGGCACCCGCUUCCCCCUCACGAGCGCACACGACCCGGACGCCGGCGAGAACGGGCUCCGCACCUACCUGCUUACCCGCGACGACCACGGCCUCUUCGCCCUGGACGUCAAGUCCCGCGGCGACGGCACCAAGUUCCCAGAGCUGGUCAUCCAAAAGGCGCUGGACCGCGAGCUGCAGAACCACCACACUCUGGUGCUGACCGCCCUGGAUGGCGGUGAGCCUCCGCGCUCCGCCACGGUGCAGAUCAACGUGAAGGUGAUCGAUUCCAACGACAACAGCCCCGUCUUCGAGGCUCCAUCCUACUUGGUGGAGCUGCCCGAGAACGCGCCGCUGGGCACCGUGGUCAUCGAUCUGAACGCCACAGACGCUGACGAGGGGCCCAACGGGGAAGUGCUCUACUCCUUCAGCAGCUACGUGCCCGACCGCGUGCGGGAGCUCUUCUCCAUCGAUCCCAAAACCGGCCUGAUCCGCGUUAAGGGCAACCUGGACUAUGAGGAGAAUGGCAUGCUGGAGAUUGACGUGCAGGCCAGAGACCUAGGUCCUAACCCUAUCCCGGCCCACUGCAAGGUCACGGUGAAGCUCAUCGACCGCAACGACAACGCGCCGUCCAUUGGUUUCGUCUCCGUGCGCCAGGGGGCGCUGAGCGAGGCCGCCCCGCCUGGCACAGUCAUCGCCCUGGUUCGGGUCACCGACAGAGACUCGGGCAAGAACGGGCAGCUUCAGUGUAGGGUUCUAGGUGGAGGGGGCACUGGAGGUGGCCUCGGGGGGCCUGGCUCCGUCCCCUUUAAGCUCGAGGAGAACUACGACAACUUCUACACCGUGGUGACCGACCGUCCGCUGGACCGCGAGACACAGGACGAGUACAACGUGACAAUCGUGGCCCGGGAUGGGGGCUCCCCUCCGCUCAACUCCACCAAGUCGUUCGCUGUCAAGAUUCUGGAUGAGAACGACAACCCGCCCCGCUUCACCAAAGGGCUGUACGUGCUGCAGGUACAUGAAAACAACAUCCCAGGAGAAUACCUGGGUUCAGUGCUAGCCCAGGAUCCCGACCUGGGUCAAAAUGGGACAGUGUCCUACUCCAUUCUCCCCUCGCACAUAGGCGACGUGUCCAUCUACACCUACGUAUCCGUGAACCCCACUAACGGGGCCAUCUAUGCCCUGCGCUCCUUUAACUAUGAACAAACGAAGGCUUUUGAGUUCAAGGUGCUGGCGAAAGACUCGGGGGCGCCAGCGCACUUGGAGAGCAACGCCACGGUGAGGGUGACGGUGUUAGACGUGAACGACAACGCUCCCGUGAUAGUGCUCCCCACGCUACAGAACGACACAGCUGAGCUGCAGGUCCCCCGCAACGCUGGCCUGGGCUACCUGGUCAGCACCGUGCGCGCCCUGGACAGCGACUUUGGAGAGAGCGGGCGCCUAACCUACGAGAUCGUGGAUGGCAACGACGACCACCUGUUCGAGAUAGAUCCGUCCAGCGGCGAGAUCCGCACGCUGCAUCCCUUCUGGGAAGACGUGACCCCCGUGGUGGAGCUGGUGGUGAAAGUGACCGACCACGGCAAGCCCACCCUGUCCGCGGUGGCCAAACUCAUCAUUCGCUCAGUGAGCGGCUCCCUGCCCGAGGGGGUACCAAGAGUGAAUGGCGAGCAACACCACUGGGACAUGUCGCUGCCCCUUAUAGUGACUCUGAGCACGAUUUCUAUCAUCCUCCUAGCGGCCAUGAUCACCAUCGCUGUUAAGUGUAAACGGGAAAACAAGGAGAUUCGCACUUACAACUGCCGCAUCGCUGAGUACAGCCACCCACAGCUAGGCGGGGGGAAGGGCAAGAAGAAGAAAAUCAACAAAAACGAUAUCAUGCUGGUGCAGAGCGAGGUGGAAGAGAGGAACGCCAUGAACGUCAUGAACGUGGUGAGCAGUCCCUCCCUGGCUACCUCCCCUAUGUACUUCGACUACCAAACCCGCCUGCCCCUCAGCUCGCCCCGGUCAGAGGUGAUGUAUCUUAAGCCAGCCUCCAACAACCUGACUGUCCCGCAGGGGCACGCAGGCUGCCACACCAGCUUCACGGGACAAGGGACUAAUUCGAGCGAGACCCCUGCCACUCGGAUGUCCAUAAUUCAGACAGACAAUUUUCCCGCAGAGCCCAAUUACAUGGGCAGCAGGCAGCAGUUUGUUCAAAGUAGCUCCACGUUUAAGGACCCAGAAAGAGCCAGCCUGAGAGACAGUGGGCACGGGGACAGUGAUCAGGCUGACAGUGACCAAGACACUAACAAAGGCUCCUGCUGUGACAUGUCUGUUAGGGAGGCACUCAAGAUGAAAACUACUUCAACUAAAAGUCAACCACUUGAACAAGCAUUCCCGACUUUGCUUUCCUUUGCUAUCCUCACCCUACACACCAUCACUACUAGACUUCAGUCUGUUGACCCGCCUCCUCCAGAACCGGAAGAGUGCAUUAACUGCACAGAUGAAUGCCGAGUGCUUGGUCAUUCUGAUAGGUGUUGGAUGCCACAGUUCCCUGCAGCCAAUCAGGCUGAAAAUGCAGAUUACCGCACAAAUCUCUUUGUACCCACAGUUGAAGCUAAUGUUGAGACUGAGACUUACGAAACUGUGAAUCCCACUGGGAAAAAGACUUUUUGUACAUUUGGAAAAGACAAGCGAGAGCACACUAUUCUCAUUGCCAAUGUGAAACCUUAUUUAAAAGCCAAACGUGCCCUGAGCCCUCUCCUCCAAGAGGUCCCCUCAGCAUCUAGCAGCCCAACCAAGGCAUGCAUCGAGCCCUGCGCCUCAACAAAAGGCUCCCUGGAUGGCUGUGAAGCAAAACCAGGCGCCCUAGCUGAAGCAAGCAGCUCCUACCUGCCCACCGACAGUCAGUAUCUGUCACCCAGUAAGCAACCAAGAGACCCUUCCUUCAUGGCUUCCGAUCAGAUGGCAAGGGUCUUUGCGGAUGUGCAUUCAAGAGCCAGCCGGGAUUCCAGCGAGGUGGGAACUGUGCUGGAACAGCUUGAUCACCCCAACAGAGAUCUGGGCAGAGAGUCCGUGGAUGCCGAAGAAGUUGUGAGAGAGAUUGAUAAACUCUUGCAGGACUGCCGGGGAAAUGACCCUGUGGCUGUGAGAAAGUGAGGGGGGAAAAGGCAUUGGCGUUUUCUUGUCUCUUCUGUUGAUUUGAAAAUGAUCCUUCCCAGUGACAACCCAUUUUACAGGGAUGGAAAAGGACCAAUGCUGCUUUAAGGCUUUUAGUGAACAUCUGAAGUGCCCACAAGUAUGUUCUUUUCACUGCUGUUUCUUUUACAGAAAUAACGAUGGUUUUGACCAAACUUAUAUUAGGACAGAAUUAAUGAUGCUUAAGGAGAAACGAGAAGAGAGAGCGAGAAGAAAAUGGAGAGAAGAAAAUGGAGGAUGAGACAAGUUACCUUUUGACAAUCUGUUAGGAAGGUAUGCAGUGUGAGACUUAAAAGUAUUUCUGAUCACUCUAAGACUGUCCUCCGAGAUUGAUGCUGACUUAACUGUUUACCUAUAAACCCCAUACAAAGCAGGGUCAUAUUUGUUAUCUGUGGUGGAUCCCUAGCUGACAUCACAGGCUUCUACUGAAAGUCCCGAAAAGACCUUGCAGUAGUCCAAGCUACACCAAACAUUAACACAUAUUUGUGGUAAACAUUUCUGUAUAAAGUACCUGCCAAGCAUAUAAACACAAAGACCAUUCCAUAUCAUUAGUCAGAAAGCAAAAAAAAAAUUAUAUAAUAAUAAUAAAAGAGAAAAAAUAAAACAACAAAACCCUUGGUCAUUUGUAAGACACCUCAUGUCAUAUAAAAGUUCAAUGUAAAAAGCUAUAGUCUGUGUUGUCCUGAACACAUGUAGACCUAUUCACAUCAUUAAAGAAGAAAAUUUGAAUACAUAAAAAUGUCUAUUUAGCAUUUUAGUGUCCAACAAAGAUAUAAAUAAUGGUGAGUUUGUUUUACAUUUGAAGAGUUCUGAAUUAUGGAUUAUCAUUAAGUAGUAAUACUGAGAGAAAAUUAACAUGACUAAAGUGUUUUAUUCAUUUUUUUGGACACUAAAAUAGCUCAGGAAAGUAAAAAAAAAAAAACAACAAAAAAACUUAGGCAUAACAAAUCACACGACCAUUUAAGUGUGCAGAUGUUAGAAGAUUCAAUGUGUUUACAUCAAAUGACAUAUUUUUAUUGAUUUAUUGCAGACUCCGUGCAUAUGAGCCAAAUUGUUGAGUGUAUAAGAGCUAUAUUGUGUAUUUUAUUAAAUUAAUAUAUAGUUGUGUUGCAAAAAUAUUUGGGCUUAUAUUGUAAAUGGCAAGUGUUGCCUCGGUAGCUGUCGAACUCUAUGAGUUUUGUUUUUUCCUGCUUCCUCUUCCCCAUGGAGCGUCGGAAGCAGGGCCUCAGAGCAAAGUCUCUUCUUUAAUGUCUAGUCUACCAAGUACACCGUACAUGAUUCUGUUCAAGACGUGUUUGAGUGAGCUGACGGAUCUAACCGAAAGGUCAGAAAACCACAUGUCAGUCAUAGUUCUGUGCAAGUCCAUGCUUUGACUAAAGUCAUGUUAAAUCACAAGAAUUACAUUUGUACCAAUACCUGAAAAAUCUUCACCUUGUUUUCAGUAACAUAAAGCUUCUGCCUAUGUAGAUAUCAUAACAUUGGUUGGUUCUCAAAAGUAUCUUCAGUGGUUCAGGUGUGUGCACACGUAAUAUUACUAAACAUGGCAAAUGUUGUAAUGCAUGUGUAGUACCAGUGCUGGUUACCUGCAUUGAGUACUGUGUUUCAAGAGGUCUGGGUCUUAACAAAAAUUGUUUUCCUGUAUUUCAGUGCUCUUCUGCCUCUUUUUAUUGCUGUUCUUUGAGAACAAUACCUAUUAUUUCAUCAUUUGGUUGCACCUUUUCUUGUGACAUUUAACAGGUUUCCAACUUACUUCCUUAUGAGGCUAAGACAAUUCUAAUUUCAGGAAUUUGGAAAAAUAAAAUUAGCACUCACAGAAGUAGUAGCAGAUGGGGAAAUGCCUUGAUUGACAUUUUCCUUCAGCGUUUAAAUUUUUUUGGCAUUUAACAGCUUCAUGGCAAACAGUUUGAGCCCAUACCUUGGAAAAUGUGGUGCUGAGUUAAAUAAAGGCUGUUUGUGCACUGGAGCAGAAAAAAAUGAUUAUUUGCAAACUGGGAGAGAAUUCUGUGCCUUCUUUUCUGGCCACCAAACCAGUGUAGAAACAGCAUAAAUGUCAUAAAAUCCUUAUACUAAAAACAAAAGGAAAAGUAAAACAAACACUGAACUAAAUUAAGUUUUAUAAUUUAAAACAAUCUGCUAGAAAUAUUUCCAUCAUUUCAGGAAAGUUUUAGAUCGUACCUCACUUGCAAAAUUGCUUUGGGGGUAAGAAUUGAUGACUCCCAUCAGCCUUAUUCUCUUGAGAACUGCAUCUGGUUCUUGCUAACAGCCUUUCCACAGCUCUACUCUUGCUUUUUGUUAUCCAUACAUGUUUAAAUUGGAAAAGAAGAGAUCUUGUACAUGUGAAACCCAAUUGACACUAUAUUUUGGACAAUUUAUGUAUCUACAAUGUGUUGUCUCUGUUCUAUAAUGUUACUUCUACCAGGAGACUACAAAUUGAUUUAGCUUGAUAGAUAGUUGAACAUUGAUGGAAAACAUUUCCUUUUAGUCUUUCCAAGCUUCGCCUCUCUCUCACUAUUCAGAUAACCACUUAGUGAAACCUAAAGCAGUGUGCAAAUAAAUUCAACACAAAGAAUAGGUUUAUUUUUUAAAACUUCUUAAUUCUAAGUAACUAGUUGUUCAAUGUAUUGUUAAGUGUCUGAAACAUUGGAACACCACACAAGUCUCAGAAUUGGUUGUGCCAAUAUGUGAGGGAUUGACUCUAAGCUGUCACCAGUGAUUUACUAGUGUUAGAUGUUUAAUACAUUAUCUGUAUUUAGUAGUGAUUAUUUAUUUAGAAGUUGGUGGUAGUUCAAGUCAGGACUCUGAACUUUUAUAGUUGAGGGAAUCUUGCUUUUAUUCAUCUCCCUGGGACCUGCCUUUAUCACAGAACUCUGGUGCUUGGCUUCCAAAGAAGCCUUUGCGAGGCCAAAAUCAUAUCUUUGGGGAACAAUGGCUCUAAUGGUAGUACAUUAUCAGUUAAAAUUGAAGGGGUUUCUGUAAAUUUAGAAUGCUUUAUACACACACACACACACAGACACACAAACACACCACAUAGACAUACAUACACACAAGAUAAAAAAAAUAGUCUUUUAAUUCUUUAGACCUAUUCAAGCAGAGGAAAACUGUCCACUUUGGGAAAUUUUAGUAGAAGAAUCCAAACACAAAAAAGGCUUGAUGAUGAACUGCAAACAAAACAUCAGUAAUGAAAUCUUUUCACCAUCAGUUAAUAAUGAAAAUGUUUUCAAUAAGUUCAAAAUAGUAAAAAAUCAGUGUCACACUAUAGCACACUAUAGUAAAGUAAACAUUAAGGACACAUAUCUUAUGUAAUUUCAAGCAAGGUUUCCACAUUGUUUCUUUACCCAACAAACUUAUACUUUUUGCAAACAGCAUACAAAAGAAAGUACCUUUGAUUCACUGCAUUACUGGGAGAGAAAUUGAUUGUUCCUUUCCCUAAAUUAACUGAGCUCUUGUAAAACAUGACUUUCCUUUUAAGGAUGUAGGCACUGUUCAAAUUAAAAAAAAAAAAAGUGGUACCAUAAAAAAUGGCCAUGUAGUAAUGAGCAGUAUGCUUUAUGAGAGCCAGGUUAAAAGCUGUUUGUUGUCUAAUGGAGUGGAAGUUCCUGGGGUCAACAAAUAGAGCAAGGACUAGGAUAAUAUAUGCCUACUCAUUAUUGUCUAAUUAUAUUCUUUUGACAAGAGACAGCAUUUAUCAGAGCAUUAAUUCCAUGAGAGUUUUGGCUAUCAAGAUGUGUUGAUUUGAAACAUAAUUGAAUGAGACCUGAUUAAAGUCUGACUCUCCUGGCCCCAGUGUUUUUGCAGGUUAACUAUUUCCAUUUAUCAGUACCAUCACUUCAUAAGUUUCUUCGUUGCACCAGUGAUUGGUGAACAACGACAACAAAAACAAAAGCAGCAUACAUUGUAUGGAUUUAUCUCAACGCUAUUGUUUAAUGGCUGUGUUUCAUGUGACCUGUCUGGAAAAUGAGGACUCCGAAUAAAAGCUAUUAC
Psammomys obesus (fat sand rat) is the source of this 8420-nucleotide messenger RNA. It is a transcript of the gene Pcdh17, whose product is annotated as protocadherin 17. The transcript has 5 exons. Bases 834 to 4400 code for a protein of 1188 amino acids. Gene Ontology annotation, cellular component: plasma membrane. Gene Ontology annotation, molecular function: calcium ion binding. NCBI's taxonomy places the organism in Eukaryota, Metazoa, Chordata, Mammalia, Rodentia, Muridae. Gene Ontology annotation, biological process: homophilic cell-cell adhesion. The record is from RefSeq and is a predicted model, not a curated record.